CUGGACAAGCCGGUUGUGGCGGCCGUGAACGGCGUUGCAGCCGGCGCCGGUUUCAGCCUGGCCCUCGCCUGCGAUAUGCGCAUUGCGUCAACCGACGCCCGGUUCCUGUUGGCCUACGCCAAUAUCGGCUGCACCGCGGAUGGCGGGUCCACCUACAUGCUGCCGCGCAUCGUCGGCCAAGGUCGCGCGAUGGAUAUCUACCUGGCGCGACAACCCAUCGGAGCCCAAUACGCGUUGGACCUGGGUCUCGUCAGCCAGGUAUUCGAACCCGCCCACUUCGAACGGCACGCCAUGGAGACUGCCGACCGGCUGGCCCACGGACCUACCCGCGCGUACGGCAGGGUCAAAGCCCUGUUCGAUAGCAGUUGGGAUUCUGACCUGGCAACACAACUGGAUUCUGAAACCGACGCUAUCGCCAACAUCGGAUUGACGCGCGACUUCCAGGAAGGAAUUAGGGCAUUUUCGCAAAAGCGCCCGGCGUGGUUCCAGGGCGUGUAA
Molecule: messenger RNA, 498 nt
Organism: Geodia barretti
Lineage: Eukaryota; Metazoa; Porifera; Demospongiae; Tetractinellida; Geodiidae
Source: the annotation of a GenBank genome assembly